GUACAAAUAAGUAGUACAGUAUAAAACUUGCCAGUGCCAAGGCCAUGAAGAAGAACUCCCACAGUUCACCACAUGACACCCGAGCUGGCUGGUGAAGUGCAAGGCUCCACAGAGAGAAUUUGCUGAAGAGGAGAAGGCGAGAGAGGAGAGGAGAGAGAGAAAGAGAGAGAGAGAAAGAGAGAGAGAAAGAGAGAGAAAUACCCCGAUAAGAGUCCCCACCCGUGCGCGGAGGUGCGCGGAGACGCAGGGCCUCGGGCGGCCCCCACCACAAGUUUGGCAGGCAGGAUGCCCUUGCUUUGGCUGCGAGGAUUUCUGUUGGCAAGUUGCUGGAUUAUCGUGAGGAGCUCUCCGACCCCCGGGGCCGGGGGCCACGGCGCGAAUCCCGAGUGCCCGUCCUGCGCGCUGGCCACGCUCCCCAAGGAUCUACCCAGCACCCAGCCCGAGAUGGUGGAGGCCGUCAAGAAGCACAUUUUGAAUAUGCUGCACUUGAAGAAGAGACCCGAUGUGAGCCAGCCGGUGCCCAAGGCGGCGCUCCUGAACGCCAUCCGCAAGCUGCAUGUGGGCAAAGUGGGCGAGAACGGGUACGUGGAGAUCGAGGACGACAUCGGCCGCAGGGCGGAGAUGAAUGAACUCAUGGAGCAGACCUCCGAGGUCAUCACCUUCGCCGAGUCAGGCACGGCCCGAAAGACGCUGCACUUCGAGAUUUCCAAGGAAGGCAGCGACCUGUCGGUGGUGGAGCGGGCAGAGAUCUGGCUCUUCCUUAAAGUCCCCAAGGCCAACAGGACCCGGACCAAAGUCACCAUCCGCCUGUUUCAGCAGCAGAAACACCCGCAGGGCAGCGUGGACGCGGGGGACGAGGCCGAGGAGGUGGGCUUCAAAGGGGAGCGGAGCGAACUCCUGCUGUCGGAGAAGGUGGUGGACGCUCGCAAGAGCACCUGGCACAUCUUCCCGGUGUCCAGCAGCAUCCAGCGCUUGCUGGACCAGGGCAAGAGCUCCCUGGACGUGCGGAUUGCCUGCGAGCAGUGCCAGGAGAGCGGCGCCAGCCUGGUGCUCCUGGGCAAGAAGAAGAAGAAGGAGGAGGACGGGGAGGCGAAGAGAAAGGACGGAGGCGAGGGCGGCCCAGAGGAGGACAAGGAGCAGUCCCACCGGCCCUUCCUCAUGCUUCAGGCCCGCCAGUCCGAAGACCACCCACACCGCCGGCGCCGGCGGGGCCUGGAGUGCGACGGCAAGGUGAACAUCUGCUGCAAGAAGCAGUUCUUCGUCAGCUUCAAGGACAUCGGCUGGAAUGACUGGAUCAUUGCGCCCUCGGGCUACCACGCCAACUACUGCGAGGGCGAGUGCCCCAGCCACAUCGCGGGCACCUCGGGCUCCUCGCUGUCCUUCCACUCCACCGUCAUCAACCACUACCGCAUGCGUGGUCACAGCCCCUUCGCCAACCUCAAGUCGUGCUGCGUGCCCACCAAGCUGAGGCCCAUGUCCAUGCUCUACUACGAUGACGGGCAGAACAUCAUCAAGAAGGACAUCCAGAACAUGAUCGUGGAGGAGUGCGGCUGCUCCUAGCUCCCCGCGGCGCCGCCCGCCUGCGAGGGGAGAGGGAGCCCGAGGUGGCCGCAGGGGAUGGUGGUGGCGAGCGUGAAGACACGCGUGAGGUUUCUGAGUGCAACGCCCAGAAAAAAAUAGCAAUGUAAAAAACCAACAACAAAAACCCCAACAACAAUAAAAACACACAAAAAAAGAGUGCAAACUAAAAGCAAACAAAAUCUGAUGAAACAGAUGAAGGAAGAUGUGGGGAAGAAAAAUAAUCCUUAGCCCAGGGCUCAGAGAUGAAGCAAUGAAGGAGACAGGGACUGGGAGGGGAAUGGAGAAUCGUGUACCUUUCAUUUCUUCCAAAAUCAAACUGAUGCCAUCAGUUGCUUCAAUGCGGUCUUGUCCUCUCCCCCCGCCCCUGCAUUUCUCUUGUGAGCCUCCCCAUCUGGUCCAGACUGCAGUAGUGCAGGCUGGCACAACCCAAAUCACGUCUAGAAAGCCAUGAGUUUGAAAGGGCCAGUCCCACUCAAUUACCCAGGUCAUAAGUGUGUCUGUGGGACGCAAUCGGUGUGUAAAUCAGCACACAUACAUACACACACACAUUCUGAUCAAACGACACAAUGCAGCAACACUUCCUUUUUUUCUGCACCAUUUUUACAAGACAAAAAGAAACAGA
This is a messenger RNA of Perognathus longimembris pacificus (Pacific pocket mouse), 2203 nucleotides long. It is a transcript of the gene Inhba, whose product is annotated as inhibin subunit beta A. Gene Ontology annotation, molecular function: growth factor activity; hormone activity; cytokine activity. Lineage: Eukaryota; Metazoa; Chordata; Mammalia; Rodentia; Heteromyidae. The record is from RefSeq and is a predicted model, not a curated record. Gene Ontology annotation, biological process: SMAD protein signal transduction; BMP signaling pathway. Bases 286 to 1560 code for a protein of 424 amino acids. Gene Ontology annotation, cellular component: extracellular region. The transcript has 3 exons.